AUCCAAGGGUUGUCUCAGGGACUUUUGCACGGGCGGACUUCCUUUCGCUCCGACAUCUUGACAAGGAAACAUGCCUCCUAAGCCGGAUAAGAAAAAGGACGCUGGGAAGUCCAAGAAGGACAAGGACCCAGUCAACAAGUCUGGAGGCAAGGCUAAGAAGAAGAAGUGGUCCAAGGGAAAAGUGAGGGACAAGCUCAAUAACUUGGUCCUCUUCGACAAGGCAACCUACGAAAAGUUGUACAAAGAAGUGCCCAACUACAAGCUCAUCACCCCUGCUGUUGUGUCAGAAAGGCUGAAGAUCCGUGGCUCUCUAGCCAGGAACGCCCUCCAAGAACUGCUUGCUAAAGGCAUGAUCAAACUGGUGUCCAAACACAGAGCGCAGCUGAUUUACACACGUAACACCAAGGGUGGAGACGAGGAGGCAGCAGCAGAGAAAGCUUGAUCAGGUCUCCUGUUUCCUGUGAUCUGUUUGUAAUGACGGUGUAAUAAAAAAUGUAAAGACAA
This is a messenger RNA of Nematolebias whitei (Rio pearlfish), 504 nucleotides long. It is a transcript of the gene rps25, whose product is annotated as ribosomal protein S25. Lineage: Eukaryota; Metazoa; Chordata; Actinopteri; Cyprinodontiformes; Rivulidae. The record is from RefSeq and is a predicted model, not a curated record. The transcript has 5 exons. Gene Ontology annotation, cellular component: cytosolic small ribosomal subunit. The coding region runs from base 71 to 442 and encodes 123 amino acids. Gene Ontology annotation, molecular function: structural constituent of ribosome.